Ascochyta rabiei is the source of this 1005-nucleotide messenger RNA. RefSeq lists its product as uncharacterized. The record is from RefSeq and is a predicted model, not a curated record. The transcript is spliced from 2 exons. Bases 1 to 1005 code for a protein of 334 amino acids. Lineage: Eukaryota; Fungi; Ascomycota; Dothideomycetes; Pleosporales; Didymellaceae.
AUGCUGUUUGUAGUAGCCGGUGAAGUUCAAGACACCUGCAACGAGUCCCGCUCGCGGCUACACCUUCCAGAUCCGCCGUACGACAAUCACAUCUACUUCGACUGCCGCUCAAGCUCUCACGUCAUCGUCACUAGCCCUUCACCGAGUAGCAAUCUCAAUAUCAUCGGACCGCAUUUGCUCGUGGUAUGGCCCGCAGGUAACAGUGGUCUUGUUGCAUAUUUCGAGCCCAUAGAUGGAGUUAAUGGAACUCUUGCGCCGCACCUUGAAAACUCGACGUCCACAGGUAGCACGUUGGAACUUAUCUAUGAGCCCGUUCAGAACAGCAACCAUCACGUCAGGGUGUCUAAUUCCAUUAACUUUAACGUUCCCGUCGUUUUGACAAUCCCCAUCUUCGGAAGCAUUCGCACCAUCCGCGACUUUGCUGAAGGACCCAGUAUCCUCGAUCCAGAUGUACAAGGUGGUCUACGGGUUUCUAAGUCAGACAGCAAUGGUGCAACCAUCAACCGAACUUGGUUUGACAAUGUCACGACUACAGUGCUGGCAUUCACCCCCCUUGGAGGCGCACAGUCUGUAACAAUCGACCCAGAUAACAAUUCCCUGAUAUUCAGCGUAGGAACGUAUCAGUUCAAUGCCUCUUUCAACUAUCCCCACCUCGAACAACUCAACCAGUCGGAAGUGCUGAGCCCUCAGUCAGCCGGCUUGAUCCAGCAGCAACCAGACCAAACGACGUCUCUAUCUUUUCUCUCCUGUGAGGACAAGCUCCUAGCGGGUACUUGGCGGUUCCUGACCUACUUUGGCCGAGACAGCCUGAUUUCGAUGCUGCUCAUGCAGCCCAUGCUCAGCGAGGGUGAGAACGGUGCCGUCGAGGCUGUCAUUGGUGUAGUGCUUGAACGUAUCAACCGAACAGAUGGCACAGUUUUCCUUGAGGAGGUUAGCCAGAGUGGAAUGAGUCAGUCUAACUUCCUGGUUGAGAGGCUCAUUCAAAAGUUGCUGACAAGCUUAUAG